This is a messenger RNA of Amphimedon queenslandica, 932 nucleotides long. RefSeq names its product E3 ubiquitin-protein ligase TRIM71-like. Gene Ontology annotation, molecular function: protein binding. The coding region runs from base 14 to 607 and encodes 197 amino acids. The record is from RefSeq and is a predicted model, not a curated record. The transcript has a single exon. Lineage: Eukaryota; Metazoa; Porifera; Demospongiae; Haplosclerida; Niphatidae.
CUAGAAAAUAAGCAUGGAUGGAUACCUUAUAGCUUCAUUUGGGGAAGAGGGCAGUGGAUCACUACAAUUCAAUUCUCCUUCUGGUAUAGCCAUUUCUCCUAUAACAGGAUAUGUUUAUGUUGCUGAUUAUUAUAAUAACCGCAUACAAGUCUUGAAUUCUGAUCUAACCUUUUAUGAUUCAUUUGGUAGUAGAGGAUCACUCCCUGGACAGUUUAAGGCUCCACGUGACAUUGCUAUUAACAGCCAAGGAUUAGUGUAUGUUGCUGAUCGUAACAACUAUCGCAUUCAAAAAUUCUCUCCACAGGAAAAUAGGCCGUGCAUCAGGUACAGAUAUCAGUUUGAUACUCAAGCACCGAAUUCAGUGGGUAUAGCAAUAGACACUGUAGCUACUGGUGACUUAGUGCAUGUUAGUGAGUGGGGGAAUCAUUCAGUCUCAGUUUUUACUGGUGAUGGUGUAUUUGUUAAUAGCUUUGGAUGUAAAGGAGGCAGGUUUUUGGAAAAUUUUAAGCAUCCUUCUGGAUUAGCUGUUAAUAAAAUAAAUUUGAUAAAGAUGGAUUUUUGUAUAUUUGUGAUCAUAGUAAUAAACGACUCAUUGUUUAUUAAAUGAUUUUUGUGUAAUAAUUCUUUGUGCAACAAAACAAAGUCAAAUAAGUAAAUAAAAUCAUUGUAUACAAGUCUUGAAUCUUUCUCUCAUUCAUUUGGUAGUGAAAGAUCAGCUAAUGGAAAGCUCAUGCAAGUGUCCAAAUGACAUUGCUAUUGACAGUCAAGGAUUAGUAUUAUGUCACUGAUUUUGGUAAUCAUAACAUUCAGGAGUUUUCUCCAAAUGGAAAGUUUAUUAGUCAGUUUGCUACUAGAGGUGGCCUUGGACAGCUUAUUAAGCCAGUUUGCAUAACAAUAGAUACUGCAAUGACUGGUCUAGUGUAUUUUAGUGA